AUGACUAAGCCAAAUGCGUGGGCCAAGAUUUCGGCUUAUAUGGCCGAAAACAAAAUAAACAUGGCUUUAGAGGCCAACAUGUUGCAAGAAAAUAUGGCUGUCGAAGCCAGUGGUUGUGAAAAUGGCAAAACUUUGCCAUCAAUCCAAAAACUGGACUGCAUCUAUGAUGAAGAACCCUUGGGAUUCGAAAAAUAUCCUCUAAGUUCUAGUCAGAAGUUGCAGGCCCAAGACCCUUUGGAAGAAAUAGAUAUUGGAGAUGGCUCAAUUAAAAGGCCAACAUACAUAAGUGUCAAUAUCCCAAAGGAGUUGCAUGCUAAACUGGUCGAACUCCUUAAAGAGUUCAAAGACUGCUUUGCUUGGGAUUAUAACAAAAUGCCAGGUUUAAGUAGAAACUUGGUCGAACACAGGUUGCCAAUUCGACCAGACAAGGAACCAGUUAAGCAAUCACCAAGAAGAUUUGCACUAGAAAUCCUGUCUAAGAUCAAGGAAGAGAUCGAGAGGCUGCUGAGAAGUAAAUUCAUCAGGACUGCCAGGUAUGUCGAAUGGUUAGCAAAUAUAGUUCCUGUCAUUAAGAAGAAUGGUUCUCUUAGGAUAUGUAUAGAUUUUAGGGACUUAAAUAAUGUUACACCUAAAGAUGAAUAUUCCAUGCUUGUAGUAGAAAUGCUAAUAGAUUCAGCAGCAGGCUUCAAAUAUCUUAGUAUGUUAGAUGGUUAUUCUGGUUAUAAUCAAAUUUUUAUUGCUGAAGAGGAUGUGGCAAAAACUGCUUUUCGAUGCCCAAGGGCUUUAGGCACCUAUAAAUGGGGAGACUUCCUUGGUUUUGUGGUGCAUAAAAAAGGCAUUGAGAUAAACCAAAAUAAGACAAAAGCUAUUUUGGAGACCAAGCCUCCAACGAACAAAAAGCAGCUUCAGUCUUUGUUAGGAAAAAUCAACUUUCUGAGGAGAUUCAUUUCGAAUCUAAGUGGUAAAGCUCAAGCUUUUUCACCAUUGCUUCGACUCAAGAAAGAAGAUAUUUUUACUUGGGGGCAGGAUCAGCAAGGAGCACUUGAUGAGAUCAAGAAAUACUUGUCUAAUCCUCCAACUUUAAUGCCUCCAAUUAGAAAUAAAUUUAUGAAGUUGUAUAUUUCAGCAUCUGGUACAACAUUAGGAAGUAUGUUAGCCCAAGAGGAUGAAAAUGGCGAAGAAAAGCCAAUUUUACAUAGUCGAAUUGGAAGAUGGGCUUUGGCUCUUUCUGAAUAUUCACUUUCAUACAAGCCUUUGAAGGCUAUUAAAGGCCAAAUAGUGGCUGACUUUUUAUUGUUGACCAUUCAGAAAUUGAAUCACCCCAAAGCUACGUUGGUUUGGAACCUUGGAUUCUAUACUUUGAUGGUUCUAAACAUCAACAUGGCUGAAUACGAAGCCUUGAUAGCAGGUUUGGAAAUAUUAUUAAGCUUGGGGGCAAAAUAUAUUAAGAUAAAAGGUGAUUCAGAAUUGGUCUUGAAACAUUUGAUUAGAUACUUUGUGAUAGCAAAUACGUUAUUGAAGCGUUUCGAUUCGAUUGACAUAGAACAUGUUCCUCGAAUAGAAAAUCAAGAAGCAAAUGACUUAGCUCAAAUUGCUUCAGGAUACAAAAUGUCCAAAGAAAAAUUGGAACAAUUAGUUGAAAUUAAAGAAAAAUUAAUUUCUAAAGAACUAAUGCAGUUGGAAUUGUCAAUGCCAAAACUUGUGGGGGCAGAUAUGUCACACAAUGACAUAGAUAAUCUUGACCCAAAGAUGGAUCAUGAUAUUUAUGAUGAAUUUCAAAUUUUCGUCAAUGACAAUUUAAUAAAUGGUGAUUGGAGGAAACCAAUUGUUGAAUACCUGGAAAACCCAAUAGGGAAUGCGCCUCGAAAAAUCAAAUAUAGGGCAUCAAAUUAUGUAAUCAUUGGAAAUGAAUUGUUUAAAAAGACCCUUGAGGGAAUGUUACUAAAAUGUCUUAGUGAAACUGAAGCCUAUAUAGCAAUCUCUGAUGUUCAUAGUGGAGCCUGUGGUUCUCACUAG
Trifolium pratense (red clover) is the source of this 2016-nucleotide messenger RNA. RefSeq lists its product as uncharacterized. Gene Ontology annotation, molecular function: nucleic acid binding; RNA-DNA hybrid ribonuclease activity. The transcript is spliced from 4 exons. Lineage: Eukaryota; Viridiplantae; Streptophyta; Magnoliopsida; Fabales; Fabaceae. The coding region runs from base 1 to 2016 and encodes 671 amino acids. The record is from RefSeq and is a predicted model, not a curated record.